Messenger RNA from Etheostoma spectabile (orangethroat darter), 3675 nucleotides. It is a transcript of the gene prdm5, whose product is annotated as PR domain containing 5. The coding region runs from base 221 to 2110 and encodes 629 amino acids. Gene Ontology annotation, biological process: regulation of transcription by RNA polymerase II. The record is from RefSeq and is a predicted model, not a curated record. Gene Ontology annotation, molecular function: RNA polymerase II cis-regulatory region sequence-specific DNA binding; DNA-binding transcription factor activity, RNA polymerase II-specific; protein binding. Lineage: Eukaryota; Metazoa; Chordata; Actinopteri; Perciformes; Percidae. The transcript has 16 exons.
GAGUGUUGCACGACGGUAAAGGUAGCUUCUGGUUACAAACUUUGGACCAAUCAGGACGCCGCUUUGCUUUCCUGCUGCAGGAGCAGCAGAAGUUCAACCUGGACCGCUCCACGAAGAAGAAACGAGCUCUAAAGUCAAACUGACAAUGCGUAUUCACUGCCGCUGACACUCCUAAUAGCCAACAAAUUGUCACUGAAGGAAACAUUUCCGAGUAGUGACAAUGUUGGGUAUGUAUGUGCCAGACAGAUUUUCUCUGAAAUCGUCAAAUGUCCAGGAUGGAAUCGGUCUUUACACGGCGAGGCGAGUGAAAAAGGGAGAAAAGUUUGGCCCUUUUGCAGGUGAGAAAAAGCUUCCUGGUGAACUGGAUGAAAGCUCGGACACCAGGCUUAUGUGGGAGGUCCGUGGCAGUAAAGGAGAUGUGCUGUAUAUUCUGGAUGCUAGUAACCCACGCUAUGCCAACUGGCUGCGGUUUGUCCAUCAGGCGCCUUCACAAGAGCAGAAGAACUUGGCAGCCAUACAGGAUGGAGAGAACAUCUUUUACCUGGCUGUGGAUGACAUAGAGACUGACACAGAGCUCCUGAUAGGCUACCUGGACAGUGACAUGGAGGAAGAGGAGGAGGAAGAAGAGGAGGAGGUCAUCAAAGAUGACGACGAAAACAGUAAAGAAGCUAGGCAUCUUGUUGAAAUGGAGCUGAUAAUAAAGAAGGAGGACCACCCCUGCCUGCUGUGCGAGAGCAGCUUUCCCAGUGAGGAGAUCCUGGCGGCCCACCUCCAGAGUCUGCACCAGAGGCCCAGCACAGAGGAGAAGGAGUUCAAAUGCAAAAACUGUGGCAAGAAGUUCCCCAUCAAACAGGCUCUGCAGCGCCAUGUUUUGCAUUGUUCUGAGUCACUGGACCCAUCAGGCGACUCUAAAGCACACCAGUGCUCCAUCUGCCACAACACAUUCAGAUCAAUAUCCAGUUUUGAACAGCAUAAGGAAGCCUGUAAAGGAGAUGCCAGGUUCAUCUGUAAAGCAGAGAGCUGCGGCAAAAGAUUCAAAAGCAAGGACGCUCUGAAGAAACAUAAAGGAAAUGUUCACACAGGGAGUGCACGUCGGAAACUCACGUGCACCAUAUGCAACAGAAAGUGCUCCUCCUCUCUGAAUCUCCAAGAACACAGAAAGAUACAUGAAAUACUUGACUGCCACGCAUGUGACAAGAAGUUCAUUUCUACAAAUCAGCUAAAACGUCAUAUGAUCACACACUCAGAGAAGCGACCGUAUACCUGUGAGAUCUGCAGUCGUUCGUUCAAGCGCCUGGACCAGGUGACGGCUCAUAAGAUCAUCCACAGCGAGGACAAACCCUACAAAUGUAAGCUGUGUGGGAAAGAGUUUGCCCACCGCAACGUCUACAAGAAUCACAAGAAGACCCACUCCGAGGAAAGACCCUUCCAGUGUGAGGAGUGCAAAGCCCUGUUCCGCACCCCCUUCUCUCUACAGCGUCAUUUACUCAUCCACAACAGUGAGAGGACAUUCAAGUGCGACCAGUGCGACGCCACCUUCAAGAGGAAGGACACGCUCAACGUUCACAUCCAGGUGGUGCACGACGGCCACAAGAAGUAUAAGUGUGACCUGUGUGAGAAGGCCUUUGUCACUCCUUCUGUCCUCAAGAGCCACAAGAAGACACACACGGGGGAGAAGGAGAAGAUCUGCCCAUACUGCGGACAAAAGUUUGCAAGCAACGGCACGCUAAGGGUCCACAUCCGCAGCCAUACAGGUGAGCGUCCAUACCAGUGCCCCUACUGUGACAAAGCGUUCAGCAAGAACGAUGGCCUGAAGAUGCACAUCCGCACACACACUCGUGAAAAGCCGUAUAAAUGCAGCGAGUGCAACAAAGCCUUUAGCCAGAAAAGAGGACUGGACGAGCACAUGAGGACCCACACAGGAGAGAAACCUUUCCAAUGUGAUGUGUGUGACCUGUCGUUCAGCUUGAAGAAGAUGCUCAGCAGGCACAAGCUCACGCACAACCCCAACCGACCCAUGGCAGAGUGCCAGCUGUGCCACAAGAAGUUCACCAGGAACGACUACCUCAAAGUACACAUGGAGAACGUCCACGGGGAGACGGAGAGCUAGAGCCAAUUAUGGACCCGCCGGCUGACAAUGCUAUCUGAUUCCACAGAUGAGGUUCAGUCUCCCUAUGCAACCAGUACGGCCUACACAUACUGUAUACACAGAUGGAGCGAUAGCAGAAAUGUUUUUAUUAAAGAUACACACAUGUAGGAUAUGGAAAACAUUUGGGCAAGUAUUUCAGAUUUGAAACACAGGCUGUACAUUUGUAAUUUGUAAAGUUUGUCAUACUGUUUAGUAGGGCUGCCCGAUAUGAGGAAAAUACGUGAUAACGUAUGAUUAUCACGAUAACGAUAUUACUUGCAAGAAAAACACAGCUAUUAAAAUGUACCUAGUUCUGCCUUUCUGCUGCUUUUAGUAAUCUGCUAAAAUACAACAAAUUGCUUGUUGAAUUUGGAAAACCAUACAAUAAACAUAUCCAAAAUGAUUUUACUGAACAAAUUGAACAUUGAAUGUAAAAAAAGCACCAUUUGAAAAAAAUGAAAGUUACAUGAAAAGUGUAGUUUUUUUUACUCAUUCUCUCUUUCAACUAACUCAAAAAAUCUCAGUGUGUUUGGCAGUGUGUCGCAGCCUUUGGUGAUGACAAUACAAAAAUAUAUACAGUAUGUUGUGCAGCCCUACUGUUCAGGUAUUGUUUGAGCUGCCUUCAGAGCCGCUGUGUCUGCUCACAGAAAUGUCUGUAAUGUCCCUUUAAGUCUAUCUGACUUCUAACCAUUGUUACUGUUCAUACUGUUCCAGCCUGACCUCUUCCACUCUAGCCUUUCCUGCCCAGCUGUCUGAACACAUUACUGUAGAUCUGGACCUAUCUGGGACCAGCAGACCUUCUACAUGUUUACAUCGGUUCUUUGGCAUCCAAACCUGUUUGAUAUUUAGACUCUGUUGAGCCUCAGAACACACUUCAAAAGCAUAUUAUUAUUUCAAAAUAAAAGUAUUUAAACAGAAUGUUUGAACGGUAGAUGAAGAGAAGUGAAGCUCUAACCAGCUACAAAAUCUGAAACGGCUCACAUGUAAGAUCAUAUUUACAUGAUGACCAGAGAGUAUAAACAUACUGUCCUCAGUCUUUCAUACUCCUAUUUCACAUCUAUCCGGGCCCUCAUUUAAAAAGUGAUUAAGAAAACUUCCAGCGCAGAAGUUGCACAGCUUUUUAGGUAGAAUGUAGUAGACAACUUUAAAACUGUUGGACGUACAUUAUUAGCUUAAAAUGAAUGAGUUCCUCCCUUUCCCACGGCCUUUUGGUGCGUAAAGUGUGUUACUGUUUCAUGGACAUAAAGAGAAUCCAAAGUACUGUGUAUGUUGACUUUUUUAAUAUAUUAAGUGUGUUUUCUUAUUAAAGCCCCAGGGUUAUUGUGCCUUUUGAUAUGUGUUUAAGUUCUUUGCCCGUCAUUGUUUGAUACAGUAUUUAAUGUAUUGCAAUAGGAGUCCAAUUCUCUCCUUUUUGUCCACCCCCCCAUUUGCUUCCCCCUGUGAUUAAUGCACAUGUUCCCGCUGUUUAUUCUGCAUCUGUAGACUGUGAAUUGUCACUUCACACUUUUGUAUUUUGAAAUAUAUAAAACCUCAUCACCUAGCAAACA